Frankliniella occidentalis (western flower thrips) is the source of this 632-nucleotide messenger RNA. RefSeq names its product 60S ribosomal protein L24 (gene RpL24). NCBI's taxonomy places the organism in Eukaryota, Metazoa, Arthropoda, Insecta, Thysanoptera, Thripidae. Gene Ontology annotation, biological process: cytoplasmic translation. Gene Ontology annotation, molecular function: structural constituent of ribosome; mRNA binding. Gene Ontology annotation, cellular component: cytosolic large ribosomal subunit. The record is from RefSeq and is a predicted model, not a curated record. The transcript is spliced from 5 exons. Bases 140 to 604 code for a protein of 154 amino acids.
GUACCGUUUAAUUUGUCAUACAACGCCAAAUCCACCGCUCUCUACUCCUUGGAUCAGCAGAGGCGAUUCUCACGCGGCGUUCUUUCCUUUCCCCAGUCUUCCUUUGUUGUAUCCACUUCCCUUUUCCACACCCGUCAAGAUGAAGGUCGGAUUGUGCGUGUACAGUGGGUACAAAAUCUACCCUGGCCAUGGCAAGACCAUGGUCAAAGUGGACGGCAAGACCUUCACUUUCCUUAACAAGAAAUGUGAGUCUUCCCAUCUUAUGAAGAGGAAUCCCAGGAAGGUCACAUGGACAGUGCUUUACAGACGUAAGCACAAGAAGGGUCAGGAGGAAGAUAUCCAGAAGAAGCGUACCCGCCGCACGCAGAAGUUCCAGAGGGCUGUUGUUGGUGCCACCUUAACUGAUAUCUUGGCCAAGAGGAACAUGAAACCUGAAGUCCGCAAAGCUCAGCGUGAACAGGCUAUUCGUGCUGCCAAGGAGCAGAAAAAAUCUACCAAGACCACAACUAAGAAGGCACCUGCACCCAAGGUCAAGGCACCUCCCAAGCAGAAGACUGCUAAAGUUCAACAGAAGAGUGCUCCUCGUGUUGGUGGAAAGCGAUAAACUUUAUCAAUAAAUUAAGUAUAAAUCA